Molecule: messenger RNA, 540 nt
Organism: Paraglomus occultum
Lineage: Eukaryota; Fungi; Glomeromycota; Glomeromycetes; Paraglomerales; Paraglomeraceae
Source: the annotation of a GenBank genome assembly
AUGAAAUCUGUCUAUAUUUUUUUCCUCUUGGCCGCUCUGAUCUUCACCGACUUUACACCAGCCAAUGCUACACCUCUCAAAAAGAGAUGGCAGCGAAGACCUAGACCAUGUUGUCCUGUUUCUAGAUGCGUAUUUAAUCAAGGCGAUACUGUCUUGAACCGGCCCGGAUUUUCUGGCAACACUUUUAAUGGAUUUCUUGAAUUUACGCAGUCGCCCAGGGACACUUUGGAAAUCGCCGGUAAUGUAAAUAUCGCCGGUGUAGUAAACGGAGCUGUUGAAGCGCUUUAUGAUAUCCAUGUGGCCAAUUGUGACACGGCCACUACCAAUACGCCUGGAGACCCUGCCACCAUCAACUUGGAUUUUGCGUCUUUCGACAAGCCAAUCCUCACAUCGCUAAACUUACCAAUCAGCAGAAUCAGAGACCAAUGUUGCUUUGUCGUGGAAGAAUCUGCGGCAAAUAGGGGAUCUGUUCCUCGUAACGAAAGAAUUUUGGGAAUUGCACGUGUAACGCGUGUUAAUGACUGUCCUACCCGUCAAUAA